This is a messenger RNA of Nannizzia gypsea CBS 118893, 741 nucleotides long. Its product is annotated as serine/threonine protein kinase. Lineage: Eukaryota; Fungi; Ascomycota; Eurotiomycetes; Onygenales; Arthrodermataceae. The transcript has 3 exons. The record is from RefSeq and is a predicted model, not a curated record. Bases 1 to 741 code for a protein of 246 amino acids.
AUGGCCGAUUUCAACGAGCUGCCGCGUGGCCCAGAGGGUACCAUUUACGCAAAGGAGAAUGGAUUCGACCCUGGCUUCAAGAUCGAGAUCGACCCCACAAAGAUUGAGUUUAUCAACAAGCUGAAAACAUCAAAGGCGUCAUCGAUAUUCCAUGUAAACUAUCAUGGCAAGCCUCGCGUCCUGAAAGUUUUUCACAAUAACGAAGACCGUGGGUAUGCUGAUGACGGGAUUCGUGACUUGGACCGCGCUCGCUGUGAAAUCCGGGCUUACUGCCGCCUCAAGCGGUCUGGUGUUUGCGAUGGAGGCUACGUGCCACAGUUUUAUGGGUAUACAUUAUCCUUAAAUCCUAACAGUUUCGCUCCUCAUCUAGACGGUUUUAGGCGUGACACUGGUCUUCCAAGCGCAGUUCUGAUGGAAUACCUGCCAAACCCUUUGUUAAUGAACAGUGUCACUUACAGUAAAGAGCGAAUGGCCGCGGCAGUUAAGGGCAUCCAACAGAUCCAUUCGGCUUUGGUUGAUCAUAACGACUCGUAUCCCAAGAAUAUUAUGAUUGUCCCCGGUAGCCCAGAAAGGGUCAUAUGGAUAGAUUUUGAUAUUGCUAUCACAUAUCCUGACGAGUCUUAUCUUACAGACUGGGGUCGUCACAGGAUUGAAUUUGAAACUGCGUGCGUCGAGAGCUACGGAGUGGCACUAGCUGAGGAUCAAAAACAAGGCCUCCCACCAAACACAAAGUUUUACUAG